Mauremys mutica (yellowpond turtle) is the source of this 3368-nucleotide messenger RNA. Its product is annotated as complement receptor type 1-like. NCBI's taxonomy places the organism in Eukaryota, Metazoa, Chordata, Testudines, Geoemydidae. The transcript has 19 exons. The record is from RefSeq and is a predicted model, not a curated record. Bases 67 to 2238 code for a protein of 723 amino acids.
UCCCCGACGGAGCGGCCAGAGCCGGAGCGAGCGGUCGCGCCCCAGAGGCUCCGCCGCGGCCCCGCCAUGGUCUCGGCUCCGCGCUGCCGGCCCGGCGCCCGGGGGCUCCUGGCGCUGCUGCUGCUGCUGCCCCUGCCCGGGGCUCGCGGUCUGUGUGGGGCCCCGCCAAGGCUCAGUCGUGCCAGACGCCAGAAUACCAGUUGCACAGAGGACUGCCCUAUCGGCACAGAAGUGACCUACAGGUGCAGUGGUGGCUUUGUUAAAAUCCCUGGAAAGUCAGACACUGUCGUUUGCCUUUCAAACUCAGAGUGGUCAAACUUUGGAGAGUUUUGUAAUGGUGGCUGUGGUGCCCCACCAAGGUUAAAAUCUGCUACCUUAAGCAAGGAAGAUGGGCAGAAGAAUUACUAUCCUAAAGGGACCACUGCGAGUUAUGUCUGUCGCCCAGGAUAUGAGAGCACCGAAGUGAAACCUGUCAUUACUUGUCUUGAGAAUUUAAGAUGGUCAGAAGCCCCUGAGUUCUGUAUUGGGAAAUCGUGUGGCGUUCCAAAAGGACCAGAGCAUGGCAGAGCUGUUGUUCUAACAAAUGACCUGUAUGGUGCAAGAGCAAACAUCAUUUGUGAUGAAGGGUUCAGAUUACAUGGGCGGCCUUUCAUCCAAUGUUUGCUGAAGGGAGAUCAAGUUGAAUGGAGUCAACUUCCAACUUGUCAAGAUCCGUGUGGGCCCCCAGGAAGGCGCCGCCGUGAUACUAAUAGCUGCGGUGGUGGCUCUGUUAAAAGCCUUGGCAUUUGUGAUUCUCCUCCAAGAUUGAGUUUUGCUGAGCUGCCUGGGACAGUGAACGAUUCCUACCCUGUGGGGACCGAACUGAAAUACUCCUGUCGCCCAGGAUACGUUUUGGGCUCUGGAAAGUCUCCUUUAGUUGUAUGUCUUGCAAAUUCAACAUGGUCAGUAGACCCUGAGUUUUGUGUAGGAAGACUGUGUAAACAACUAGAACUAGAAAAUGGCAGGGUUGAUUUGACCGAUCUCCGAUUUGGUGCAACAGCAAACUUCUCGUGUGAUGAAGGGUACAGAUUAAUUGGAAUGACUUCUGCCCAAUGUGUGGUUGCGGGAAAUGGAGUUAAUUGGGAUAAGAGGCUUCCACAUUGCCAAGCAAUACCUUGUCUUCCACCUCCUGAUAUCACCAGUGGAUCCCAUACUGGUCAGAGUGAACAAGAGUUUUCCUUUGGCUCAGCGGUAACUUACAAAUGUGACCAGGGCUUCUCUCUUAUUGGAGAGGCCUCCAUUCAUUGUACAACGAAAGAUAACGUCAAUGGAGAGUGGAGUGGCCCUGCCCCUGAAUGCGAAGGCAUUUGUGAUUCUCCUCCAAGAUUGAGUUUUGCUGAGCUGCCUGGGACAGUGAACGAUUCCUACCCUGUUGGGACCGAACUGAAAUACUCCUGUCGCCCAGGAUACGUUUUGGGCUCUGGAAAGUCUCCUUUAGUUGUAUGUCUUGCAAAUUCAACAUGGUCAGUAGACCCUGAGUUUUGUGUAGGAAGACUGUGUAAACAACUAGAACUAGAAAAUGGCAGGGUUGAUUUGACCGAUCUCCGAUUUGGUGCAACAGCAAACUUCUCGUGUGAUGAAGGGUACAGAUUAAUUGGAAUGACCUCUGCCCAAUGUGUGGUUGCGGGAAAUGGAGUUAAUUGGGAUAAGAGGCUUCCACAUUGCCAAGCAAUACCUUGUCUUCCACCUCCUGAUAUCACCAGUGGAUCCCAUACUGGUCAGAGUGAACAAGAGUUUUCCUUUGGCUCAGCGGUAACUUACAAAUGUGACCAGGGCUUCUCUCUUAUUGGAGAGGCCUCCAUUCAUUGUACAACGAAAGAUAACGUCAAUGGAGAGUGGAGUGGUCCUGCCCCUGAAUGCGAAGAUCAGUGUGUGCUCCCACGAAGGCGCCGCCGUGAUACUAAUGGCAAAGAAGUGCCAUACAAGUGCGGUGAUGGCCCUGGUAAAAAUCCUGAGCCUGGCUUUGAUACACGCAUUGGCAUUCCUGGGAUCGGCAGCAACAUCGCCAUCGCCAUCACCGUCGCCGCCAUCACCAUCGCCAUUGCCAUCGUCACUGGAAUAGUUGCAGGUUUGAAUAAAAAAUGGAAAAAGAAAAAAGGUUCUUACGGUGUAAAUCUGGAUUCCCCAAAGUAUCACAUUGCGCCAGAAGAUGAUUUGCAGAUGAGUGAAACAAAAUCUAAUUUGAUCAUCAAAGUAUAAAUGACUGAUGCUGGCUGAUGGCUAUGGCUUAUACAUUAACAGACACUGGAAGAAUAUCAUGGAAAAGUUAGGAGAUAAAUGUCAUAUUUGUAGUGAAAUUUCUGUAGUGAAAAUAGACCCCUCUCAGGUAACUGCUGUUACUUUUGCUACAACUUCUUUCCUUUGUUGAGCUGCAUUUGAGUAAAGCAGAAAGACUGGAGGUGGAUCAUCGCUCUUGCCCUAGAAAAUGGCUUCUGAAGCAAGCAAGGCAGUUGGCAGCAUCAAAAUUACUUGCUCUUCUGAACAUGCACCUGGUUCCUUAUUAGGCCUCUCCAUAGCGCUAAAUGUUUCCCCUUAAAGAACAUAGUCGCCAUCAGAGCGUGGCAUGGUUUGGAUUGUGAGUUGUGGCUUUAACGGUUGACAGCAAGAGAGACUGUUCAGAUCCCUACUUACAAGCUUCCAUCAUGGAGUGCGUAUUACUCUUUAAACACAAAUUUAAAGAUGCCAGACACUAGGUGGAAUGUCAUAGAUUCUUCAUAAAAACAUCCAUCCUGGGUCAGACCAAUGGUCCAUCUAGCCAGAUGCUUUAAAGGAAAUGAACAGAACAGGGCAGUUAUUGAGUGAUCUAUCAUCCCCUGUCAGCCAAUCCUAGCUUCUGGCAAUCCGAGUAGGGACACUCAGAGAAUGUGGUUGUAUCCCUGGCCAUAUUAGCUAUCACGUUUGUUUCCUUGCAAUCCACUAGCACUUUCUUAUAAGAAGCAAGCAGUAAGAUCAAAAGUGUCCUCCUGAGAAGUUCUCCAGUGGUUUAGUGCCUACAUUAUUUUAAUAUGUUAAUUGUCAAAAACUGUCUUUGCAGAUAUAAGCUUUUAUUUUAUAUAAAAUAAGCUUUUUUUUAUAUUCAGGAAAUGUCUCACACUGCUGCUGAGACGGUGUGUUUAUAAUCAAAAACUUUGUCAUCUGUCUUAUAAGAUUUAAAGAUUUAAAAUGUUAUUUGCACCUUUUUUGUGACUGCAAGCUGCAUUGUUUUAUUUAGCAAUAAGAAGAAAUCUUUUCCACAAAUGAAGCAACUAUAAUUGAAGAUAUCUGUGUUAUUUACAAUGUCUUCUUUGGAAUAGGCCUUUUUCUUAAAUAAAAGGGAUACUGAAUAAAGA